AUGACCACAAAAACCGAAACCCCCCUGGCAUCAUUCUCCAAGCUGACCGAUUCAGUCUACCUCCAAGACCCCAGCGGCUCAAGCAACAAGACAAACCAACCAGUGAUAUUCAUUGCAUUUUGGAUGAAUGCCCCUCCACGUGCUCUGGCCAAGUAUGUGGUCGAGUACAGGCGCAUAGUCCCAUCAGCACGAAUCAUUUUCGUCCGAAACUCAUCAAACGAUUUCCUUUUGCGCCUAAGCGCCCAAAGCCAGAGAGCCCGUGUUACUCCAGCCGUGGAAGCCAUGCGCGGGCUAGUCACCCCCGAGAACCCAGUGUUUGUGCACCUCUUCUCAAACGGAGGCUUGUCAAGCACAACGCAUUUAUUGCAAGCCUGGAAGAGCGCGACAGGAAGCCCAUUACCAGUUUUGGCAAUGAUUCUAGACAGUGCGCCAGGAAACCCGAGUUUGCGAUCUGGACUCAAGGCUUUCUCGUUUGCGCUGCCGCAAAUGUGGAUCUUGCGGCUACUUGGCAAAAGCUUUAUUUUUGUUUUCUUGGUUCUUUUUAAGUUGAUCCAUGCUUUAAAAAUCUUUCCGGAUCCUAUCUCCCUUGCUAGGGAGGUUGUUAAUGAUUCUUCUUUAGUGCGGGCGGCUAACCCGGAAGGGAAGCUUGCUCGCUGCUAUAUUUAUUCUGAUGCCGAUGAUCUGGUGGAUUGGCGCGAUACUGAAUCGCAUGCAUUGGAAGCAGAGGUGAAGGGUUGGGCGGUGCGUCGUGAAAUAUUUAAAGCGUCCCCUCAUGUUGGACAUAUGAGGGCUGAGCCAGAUCGUUAUUGGGGCAUUGUCAAAGAAUACCUCGGGGCUCUAGCAUCGACAUGA
Molecule: messenger RNA, 852 nt
Organism: Penicillium soppii
Lineage: Eukaryota; Fungi; Ascomycota; Eurotiomycetes; Eurotiales; Aspergillaceae
Product: TMEM53 family protein
Exons: 1
Coding region: 1-852 (283 amino acids)
Source: RefSeq, a predicted model, not a curated record